Molecule: messenger RNA, 2001 nt
Organism: Dujonia railenensis
Lineage: Eukaryota; Fungi; Ascomycota; Pichiomycetes; Serinales; Debaryomycetaceae
Source: the annotation of a GenBank genome assembly
AUGAACCCUUAUUACAAAUCAUCCCCCAAGGGCGGUUACAUGAAAACCAACUACCAACAAAGCUCCGCUCAGCAUGGUUUGCUGUCCCCGGAGUCCAUCACUAGCCCAUACCAAUACCAGCCGGUGUACUACGAGAAUCAGCCGCAUUCUCCUUUGUACCAAGUGCAAUAUAAGUUCAUCCCAUACCAGCAGCAACAGCAACAGCAACAGUUACAGCAGCAACAGCAGCAGCAGAACUACCUGCUCUUCCAGGCUCAACAGCUCCAGCACCCAAGCCAACAUCACCUGGGCCAUUACCUUCAGCUGCCUCCCUUGGGUCAACUUCAAGCGUCCCCAAUAAUACAUCGCUCACAGGCACCCCUUACGCCUUCACAUUCACACAGCGGUUCCGCAGCUUCCUCUUAUACCACCGAACUCCCACAGUUGCGUACAAUGUCCUCAAAUUAUCGUCUGCCUUACCAGAGGAUCUCUGGUAACUACCUGCCACCAAAACUUCAGGCAUCGAGCCAAAUUCCCAUGCAGAGUCAAGCACUCUUGGUAGAUAAUUCUCAACCCCAGGCUCUCAUGAAAGUGCAAGCGCAGGCACUUGCUCCUGAACAGCCAAAGAAUUCUACCAAGAGGCACAAGAAAUCGAAGUCCUACCCGGAGUCAAGGUACUACGACUCACUUAUACGUAGAAAGUCCACAUCUGGUAGCUCGAGUUCUGCCCCUAACUCAUCGCACUCUUCCACGAGUAACACUACCAGGAAAUCACACUAUGCUGAAGCUCCUGCCUCGGAAGACGUCAAAUUUCCUAUUUGUUCAAUGGAUCCUCUGUCGUUGAUGUCUCUUGCUCCACAAGACCAAACCAAGCUCAAGCACAUCUUCGCCAAUAUUGAAGUGAAGAAAUACUCAACAUCUGCUAUUGAUCCUUUGAGAAACUAUUUAACCGUUUACGAGUAUGUUUUGAAUAAGCACUGGGUGAUUUGGGAUUACGAAACAGGGUUUGUUCAUUUGACGGGGAUAUGGAAGGCAUCUAUAAGUGAAAGCAGUGAUAAUUUAAGCAACCCUAGUGGCAGCAGCGGUGAUCACCCUAAGUCUCACUUCAAAGCCGACAUUGUUAAACUUUUGGAAACCACUCCUAAGGAGUAUCAGCAACACAUUAAGCGGAUCAGAGGUGGAUUUUUAAAGAUACAAGGUACCUGGUUACCCUAUGACUUGUGCAAGAUUGUCGCGAGAAAGUUCUGUUAUCACAUUAGAUUUGAAUUGAUCCCGAUCUUUGGGCAAGAAUUCCCCGAGAGCUGCUUGACCCCCGAUGAUCCUGGCUUCGGGAAGUUGAGAUUGGAUGAAUCGUUUGAAAUAAAAGACAAAAGAAAGAGAAGCAGUAGUCAACUGGGACAAGAGAAGAAUAAACUGAGCGGCUCCACCAUAAAGGAAAGCGCUGAGUCGCUUACACCAACAGCGAAUAGGCCAGCAGUAGGGACCUUCACUUCGAUGGACAUUUCCCCUAAAAGUGAAGCCCCUCCUUAUUCAUCUAGUAGAUAUACAUUUGCCAGUAGACCUCCACUCCAGGCAUUGUCUACCGAACAUAGUUCCAUAUCUGGUCCUAAUUCUAGUGAUUCUUUGAAUAAUGUUUUUUCGAGUAAUACAUCAUACACCGAGAUGCUUGAUAUUGUGACAGCCUCUAAAUGUCUCCAGUCCUUGAGAAGCGGAUGCCACCCUUCGGAGCAGCAAGUCUCAUAUACGAUGGAAAACAGUCGUUCUAUAAAGGACAAAGAAACUACUCAGCUUCCAGAGAGUGGUACAGGUACCAGCUCUGGUACUGGAAGCACAUCCUCUCUCACGUCUCCAUUGUCUACGACUGCUACCACAUCGCCAGCCACAUUUGUGUUGGGAAGAGGUAUUUCAACGAUACUAAAGGCUGCUAACUUGAGAGAAGAUCACGGAGAAAACGAAAGAGAGCAAAUCCAAGAUCAGGGUAAGAGAAGAAUCAGCUUGAAAAUUCAUGAUUUGAUAUCAUGA